CACCGACGGGGCCGAGGGGGCGGAGGAACGGAUGGAAGAUGGCGGCGGGGGCCGGAUGUUGGCACCGCCUCCCCCAGGUCUUGAGCCGGCGCAGAUGAAGCGGCUCGGCGGGGGCCAGCGGCACUUCGGAACCCGAGCUGGGGCGACCCUGGCGGCGGUGCCCGCCCCUGCUAUGUGCCGGUGCCUCGGGUAGAGCGCGGAAGAGCGGCGGCGCGGCCGGGCCGGUGCCGGCGGACGCUCGGGCCUCCUCCUUCCUGCUCUUGGCGGGUGGUGUCCGAGGAGGGCGGCGGCGGCGGGGGCCGCGGGGCCGGGAUGGAGGACGUUAACUCCAACGUGAAUGCGGACCAGGAGGUGCGGAAGCUGCAGGAGCUGGUGAAGAAGCUGGAGAAGCAGAACGAGCAGCUGAGGAGCCGCUCCGGGGCCGUGCAGGCGGCCUCCCCGGCCGCGCAGGGGAGCCCCAGCCGCGGCUCCGCCGCUGCCUCCGGGACCGCCUCUCCCCGGGGCUUCCCGUUGGGCCUGACCUCCAAGGCGGCCGCGGCCGGGGCCGGGCCGGGCCUGAGGCGGACGAGCAGCGAGGAGCUGCGGGACGGGGCCACCUCGGUGCUGGCGGCCGGCGAGGGCAGCGUGCUGGACGAGGUGGAGCCGCUGCGGCCUGACGAGCUGGAGCGCCUCCUGGGCUGGGAGGAGGAGGAGAGCUGGCUGUAUUCAUCACCAAAGAAGAAACUGACUCCAUCGCAGAAAGCAAUUAGCCCCUUAGUUUGGUGCAGGCAGGUUUUGGAUUACCCAAGUCCUGAUGUUGAAUGUGCUAAAAAAUCUUUGAUCCACAAACUUGAUCAAACUAUGACAGCCAUCAAGAGGCAGAGUUUGUACAAUAAUUCUUUCAACUCUGUGAGUUAUACAAAUUCAUACAGCCCAAAUGCUAGUAGCCCUUAUAGCAGUGGUUUCAAUUCUCCUUCCUCAACACCAGUGAAACCUGUGGUCAAACAGCUUAUACUUCCUGGAAGUUCAGGUAAUUUUAAAAGUUCUACAGAUAAAAAUCCUCCACUCAGUCCUCAGUCUUCUGUAGAUAGUGAGCUAAGUGCUUCAGAAUUGGAUGAAGACUCAAUUGGAUCGAAUUAUAAGCUAAAUGAUGUCACAGAUGUGCAGAUUCUAGCUCGGAUGCAAGAAGAAAGUCUCCGGCAAGAAUAUGCAGCUACUACAUCUCGGCGCAGUUCUGGUUCAUCUUGCAAUUCUACAAGACGGGGUACAUUUAGUGAUCAGGAACUUGAUGCUCAAAGUUUAGAUGAUGAAGAUGACAAUAUGCAUCAUGCGGUAUACCCUGCUGUUAACAGGUUUUCCCCAUCACCACGCAACUCACCACGGCCUUCUCCCAAACAGUCACCCAGAAAUUCUCCUCGUUCACGAUCUCCUGCUCGGGGAAUGGAAUACAGUAGAGUGUCCCCACAGCCUAUGAUAAGCCGUUUACAGCAACCUCGUCUAUCUCUUCAGGGCCAUCCUACAGAUUUACAAACAAACAAUGUUAAAAAUGAAGAAAAACUAAGACGUAGUCUUCCAAACCUGUCCCGGACCUCUAAUACUCAAGUUGACUCUGUGAAAAGCAGCAGAAGUGACUCAAAUUUUCAAGUGCCAAAUGGAGGAAUACCUCGAAUUCAGUCUCAAGCAUCAGCCACUUCCCAAAGGCUGAAAAAUUUGCCUCGUACUUCCCUCAAAGCCAAACAGUUGCUUCAAACUUCAUCUACAAAAAGAGUACCUUCUCCAAGUAAAUUCCGCUCCCCUGCAGCACCAUCUCCUUUGGCUCUCCGACAGCCAGUGAAAGCUUUUAAUAAUCAUGGUUCUGGCCCUGGUGGCGGUGGUCAAGAAGCAGCACAACUCACUCAGACUAAUUCCUCACCUGGACCCCCUGUAGUUCAGAACGCGGUCUCCCCAAGCCCUGCCAGCAACAUCAAUAGCACUACUGUCACCAGACCUGCAGGGACCACAGGCAUGAGGAGUGGCUUGCCCAGACCCAGUGCCCCUCCUGCCGGGGGAAUACCAGUGCCUCGCAGCAAACUUGCACAGCCUGUUCGCAGAUCAUUGCCAGCUCCCAAAACAUAUGGUAGCAUGAAAGAUGAGAGUUGGAAAGAUGGCUGUUAUUGACCAGCAGAGAAGAAUGCAGGGUCCACGGCUUUAUGGACAUCCCUUCACCAGACUAAAAGACAACUUUAUAUGCAGACUCUUCAGAUGUGACUUUGGGAUUUGUAAAAUCCCAGCCCUCUCUGUCUUAAUUAGCACAAACUGACAGAGAUGAUCAAGCAGCACUUUAAUGACAUUUAACAUCAGCUAUGUUUGGUAAUCAUACAAUCAUUCUCCAUCGAAUCACUUUUAGUUUUGUUUCCUAGAAAACCCAGUUAAUUUUGAGUAUUUGACAGAGGCCAAUGUCUGGGCAAAAACCUUAACAGAUGCCAAAGAGAAAUGCCCAUUUACAUCCAAGAGUGCAUCUCUGUGCACAAGUAUGGUAUAUUAAAGCUAUCCAAAACAUUCAGCCUACUUUAGCUGUAUUAAAAAAAAUACAUUUUUCCCACUAAUAAAUGUGUUUUAAUGAGAACUAAUAUUCUGACUACAAUUGUCUAAAGUGGUGUGUUCCCUAGUACUCAAACUUCAAAUUAAAAAACAUUUUGGUUUUAAAAAGUAUUACCUCUAUUUAAAAGAACUCUUGCAGCAAUUAUUUUGGAGAUUUUCUAAAGAAAUGGUUUACCCUAGUAGACAUGGCAUUAUCUGAUCUUAAGUUGUGGAUGUAGCUAAUAUAAAUCACCACCAUGAGCUUGCAUCCUGCAUGUUGCUUCGACAUAUCAGAAUUUUGUUUUUGUUGCCAAAAGGGCUUAGUAUCAGUUGUACAAUCUUUCCAAACUUCAUAAUUCCUGGCUCAGGAAAGAUGACCUUUGCUAUUGAAGCCAGCUUGUUAACACGAUGUUCACUAUUACAGAAUUGAGAGGUCAUUUUGGUCGUUGUAUUAGCAGGUUUCCUUGAUAGAAAAAGAGCAAGUUGUACUGUCUGUUCAUUCUUGAUUAUCACACCUCAGUGCUUGUAGCCUGGAACAAAACUGUAUACAAUAACAACAAAGGAAAAUCUAUGCACUUACACAAAAUCUCUGGACAUGGUAGUUGUACUGUUGAUACCAAAUGACAUAGUUAUGUUUCAUAAAAAAUAGCUUGCUGAAUGAAUCCUGUUCUUUUAUGUUAAAACCUCUUUUAGAGAUGUUGUCCCUUAGAAGAUGUAUUCUGCCUUAUAUCUGUUUUUGCAUUAUUGCUAACAUUUUGAAACCUGCUGCAUAUGUUUACAAAAUGUUAAAUUCUUCCCAUAUAAUGGCUAUCAAAUUAACCUUUGUCUACAUUUUCAUUGGUUUCACUAUCUGGUUGCCACAGAAUUUUGCUUUACAAGAAAUUUCUGGUUUUUUAAGCUGCCCCCCACCAGUAGAUUUAGAAGACUGGGACUUUGGUAGCCUAAAAAAGAUUUAGAUAACCAAACAUAAGUUCUAAUGUCUAUUAAGCAAAGAAAUAAGCUGGCCAAAGUAAGUGAAAUAGGAGGGGGAGGAUUGGUAGGUAAGGGAAUCUUUUGGUAAAGCCUUGAGUUUUGUGGAUUAAUAAAAAAAGAACGAAAUAUUUACACAGUAAAAAUCCUUGUGUUAUAAUAGCUAUAAUUUAUCACACAUAAUACCUACAUCAUCAAUUGGAAUCUUCAAUCACUUGAGAAAUUUAUCCUUUUAAUUCUAGCAAAUUACUGAAUUUAAUAGGGGUAGAGUACCAUGGUAGCAUAGAAAUACCACAAGAUGAGGAGCCAUGAAAUAUGUGCCAGAGGCAAAGAAAAUAGGACGAUAAGGCAACUAGAAAGUACCAGACUCCAGCUCAGAUGAUAGUCAAACACUGGCAAACUUCAUGCAGUUUGUCCUGCCCUGUAACCCACUAAUGACUUAUAAUACUAAGGUAGAUGUAACUGUCUUUCUAGGACAUAGCCACAAGAUAUAUUUCAGUAUUGAAUACUCAAGGACAAAUGGCAACAAGGCUUUCAGUAGCUCAACAAACCUGUACUACCCAGAUGACUUUUCCUCAGAGCACCUUGUUAACAUAGGCCAGCUGUAGCAUAACAUCUACACAGGUGAUAUCACUUAAUUAUAUAAGCAGAUAAGUGAAAAAACUAGCUAUUGCCAUAAAAACAGGCCUGUUUUUAGUGCAACAUUGCAAAAAAAUAUGCUGCAGUCUAAUAGAAAUUUUAAUUGAUCUAUUAUGAAAAAACAAUCUUUCAGUUUGAAAAUGAGUUUGAAAAGGAAUAUUCAGGUUAUUUAACUUUUUUUUAAUGGCUGCAUCUGAAAAUAUAUAUUUUUAAAAUUCAACUACAUCACUUAUUAAAAAGGUAUUCUGAACUUGAGUUUGGUAAAGCAACCUUUUUACCUGCUGUUCUACUACCACAGACAUUUGGCUUCUGGUUUCCUGAAGAGAAAAAUUGAUUUUUUUUACUAGGAAGCCUUUGUGCACUGCCAAUUUUUCUGUUUGGGGAAAUCUAAGGAUUCUCUGUGGUUAGACUUACGGAAGAAAUGUGGAUUUGAUAAAACUAGUGCCUAUGAUUUACUUAACUUAUGUUUGAUAUAUAGUAGUAAGGGUUUUAUGAAUGUGGAUUUUUUUUUUGUGCCAACAGCUCUGAAUUGUCAUUUAUAUGUAAGCAGAAAGCUUUGAGCUCUGCUUCCAAAGUUAUUUAAUUUUUUCAGUGUUUGAAUGUUAUUUUUUGUAAGUGUGUUAAUAAAAAGUGUAAAAAUUAGAAAAUAUAAAUAUUCUUAACUCUUAAGCAUUUGCUGGAUCAUUUUUCUAUAAAACCUAUUUGUAUAAUAUAAAACACUCUUAUGGGUCGACUUUUUCUUCAGUUAUGAGACCCUGGAAUCACAUUUUGUAAAAAAAAAAAAAAAUGGGGACCAUUCAUAAUUGUCACAGAGAUGAUUUUUAAUGUUAAUAUCUCAGCCAGUUUCCAUACUGAUUUUAUCACUUUUAUAACAAACGUUUUCAAAAAGUCUAAUUGGAAAUGUAUGUGGCCCCUGGAUAUGUGUAUCUGUAGUAUGAUCCUAGACUGUAUGUUUAAAUCCACUUUUUAUCGAAUUGACUGUACAGAUGUACAUUUUUGACAUUAUGCAUGGUCCUUUUAGAUCACAUGAAGUUUGAUUUGCAGACAUUUCUAUAGAUUAACUUGUAUAUGUGGUUGUCUCCUUAAUAAACAGCCUGACCAUAA
This is a messenger RNA of Dromiciops gliroides (monito del monte), 5250 nucleotides long. RefSeq names its product SLAIN motif family member 2 (gene SLAIN2). NCBI's taxonomy places the organism in Eukaryota, Metazoa, Chordata, Mammalia, Microbiotheria, Microbiotheriidae. Gene Ontology annotation, cellular component: microtubule plus-end. The transcript has 9 exons. The record is from RefSeq and is a predicted model, not a curated record. Gene Ontology annotation, biological process: microtubule nucleation; positive regulation of microtubule polymerization; cytoplasmic microtubule organization. The coding region runs from base 313 to 2136 and encodes 607 amino acids.